Molecule: messenger RNA, 5658 nt
Organism: Clarias gariepinus (North African catfish)
Lineage: Eukaryota; Metazoa; Chordata; Actinopteri; Siluriformes; Clariidae
Gene: cntnap5a
Product: contactin associated protein family member 5a
Exons: 24
Coding region: 246-4169 (1307 amino acids)
Source: RefSeq, a predicted model, not a curated record
AGCGUCUGUUUUUCCCACUCGCUGAGCAUUUCCUCUCACCGGCGGCAGACCACAGAGCUGUCAGAGCUCACAUCCUCACAUCUGUCCUCACACACACACACACACACAUAUAUACACACACGGAGGCUGGAGGUGUCGGAGCAGGGGAGAGAAGAGGAAACACUUUUAGCGGCACACUUCGGAAAUACGGCCGGGUUUCGCUGUCUUGGGUUCGGAUUUUUUUAAACCGGGGCUUUUACGCGGCCAUGGAGUUACAGAAGUGGCGGUGUUGCGCGCUCGGUGCGUCUCUGCUCGCCGUGAUCAGCUCAGCCAUGGCUGCCGUUCACUAUAGCUGCGAUGGAUCGCUAGCGUCCGGACUGCCUGCGGCCUCUUUUCAGAGUUCUUCACAUUUCUCAGAAAGUCGGGCUGCGAACUUUGCCAAGCUGAACAGAAGAGAUGGAGGUGGUGGGUGGAGCCCGCAGUUAACAGACAGGUCACCGUGGCUGCAGUUGGACCUCAGGGCACGCAUGGAGGUGACGGGAGUAGCCACACAGGGCCGCCAUGGCAGCCAUGACUGGAUCAGCAGUUACACGCUUCUCUACAGCGACAGCGGGAGUGUGUGGAAGGAGUACAGGAACGAGGACCGGGUUGCGAGAUUGGUGGGGAACACGAAUUCCGACACCGCAGUCUAUCACAAACUCAGCCAACCCGUUCGAACCCGCUUUCUAAAAUUUGUUCCUCACGAAUGGAACCCCAGUGGCAGAAUCGGACUGAGAAUCGACGUCUACGGCUGCGCGUACAAAUCGUACGUGGCGGAUUUUGACGGCAGAAGCUCUCUGCUGUACCGGUUUAACCAGAAGUCCAUGAGCACGGUGAAGGAUGUGAUCUCGCUGCGCUUCAAGAGCCGGCAAACCGAGGGCGUCCUGCUGCACGGCGAGGGCCAGAGAGGAGAUUACAUCACGCUGGAGCUACACCGAGGGAGACUAGCUUUACACCUCAACCUCGAUGAUACCCGGGUCAGGUCAAGCAGUGGCCGUAUGGUGGUCACACUGGGCAGUCUGCUCGAUGACCAGCACUGGCACUCGGUGCUCAUCGAGCGCUUUAACAAGCAGGUCAACUUCACCUUGGACCGACACACGCAGCACUUCAGGACCAAAGGGGACGGAGACUCUCUGGAGGUUGACUACGAGCUCAGCUUCGGUGGGAUCCCGCUACCGGGAAAGCCUGGAACGUUCCUCAGGCGGAACUUUCACGGCUGCGUGGAGAAUCUCUACUACAACGGCGUGAACGUCAUCGAUCUGGCCAAGCGACGCAAACCUCAGAUAUACACUGUGGGAAACGUGACCUUUUCCUGCUCAGAGCCGCAGCUGGUGGCCGUUACCUUCAUGAGCUCGAGCAGCAGCUUCCUGUCCUUUCCAGCUCCUGCUCCAUCUCCGGACGGGCUCUCGGUCCGCCUGCAGUUCCGAACCUGGAACCCCGACGGCCUGCUGCUGUCCAGUCGGUUAGCGUCGGACGGGGAGCAGCAUUACCUGUUACUGCACAUCAGCAGCGGCCGCCUCCGCCUCACGCACCACACCUCAGACCUCAAAACACUGGAAGUGUCUAUUGGGCAAAGGGUGAAUGAUGGUCUCUGGCACUCGGUGAGUCUCAGCACCAGGGGUUUGCAGAUCAUCAUGACGCUGGAUAACGAGCCAGCUUCCACCAUUCAGCUUAAGGACUACCUGGAGCCAAGAGGCGAUUACUACUUCGGCGGUUGUCCGGUGUCUCAGAACGGAUCUGGCUGCAUGAACACUGUAAUGGCCUUCCAGGGCUGCAUGCGCCUCAUCCUCAUCAACAACCAACCCGUGGACUUCGUGCACAUCCAGCAAGGCAUUGUGGGAAGCUGGAAUCAAAUAGAGUUUGAUAUCUGCGGCAUUCAAGACAGAUGUCUCCCUAAUUUCUGUGAAAACGCCGGCCGCUGCUCUCAGACGUGGUCUUCUUUCUACUGUGACUGCGCGGGGACGGGAUACAGUGGCGCUACGUGCCAUAACUCUAUCUAUGAAGCCUCAUGCGAGGCCUACAGGCUUGCAGGAAGCACCUCGGGCUAUUUCUCUGUCGAUCCUGAUGGGAGCGGCCCUCUGGGUCCAAUUCAGGUCUACUGCAAUAUGACAGAAGACAAAGUGUGGACGUUGGUCUACCACAACGCCACCGAUCCGGUCAGAGUCCACGGAUCGACAUCAGAGAAACCCCACACGGAGCAUUUCGACUACGGCGCCUCGCCCGAUCAGCUCCGAGCGCUGGUGUCGCAGUCGGAAUACUGCCAACAGACCCUGACCUAUCGCUGCAGGAGAUCUCGACUCUUCAACACGUGGGAUGGCGCCCCGUUGUCCUGGUGGCUGGAGCGCGGUGGUGAGAGGAGGACAUAUUGGGGAGGUUUACUGCCUGGUGUUCAGCAUUGUGCCUGUAGUUUGGAGGAGAACUGCAUCGACAUGAACUUCUUCUGCAACUGCGAUGCUGACCGAGACUCAUGGGAAAACGAUACCGGGCUCCUGUCCUAUAAAGACGACUUACCGGUGAGCGGAGUAGUAAUAGGAGACACAAACCGAGCAAGAUCUGAAGCAGUCUUCAAUGUCGGACCCCUGCAAUGCUCUGGUGACAAGUCUCUAUGGAACGCGGCGUCUUUUUACGACGAGGCUUCGUACCUGCUUUUCCCUGCCUCGCAAAUGGAGCUCUCCUUCGACAUCUCCUUCUACUUCAAGACCGGCUCGCCGUCGGGAGUCUUCGUCGAAAACGUGGGCUCGCGAGACUUCAUCAGGGUAGAGCUGAGCUCGCCUUCUGUUGCCACGUUCACGUUCGACGCGGGCUACGGGCCGACCGUGCUGAACGUUAAAUCUCCGGUGCCGUUGAACGACCGCCAGUGGCACUGGGUCCGAGCUGAGAGGAAUGUAAAGGAGGCGUCUCUGCAGGUGGACCAGCUGCCUCUGCGCUUCCUGGAGCCUCCAGCACACACACACAUACGCCUGCAACUCAACAAUCAGCUCUUCGUGGGAAGAACAGCCUCCAGACAGAGAGGCUUCCUGGGCUGCAUGCGGGCGCUCAAUGUAAACGGCGCGACCUUCGAUCUGGACGAGCGCGCCAAGGCCACCCCGGGCGUGAGCUCGGGCUGCGCGGGUCACUGCAGCAGCUCUGCGGGCGUCUGCCACAACCGGGGCAGAUGUGUAGAGAAGAGCACCGGCUAUGUGUGUGACUGCACACACUCCGCAUACGGAGGGCCCUCCUGCAAAGAAGAAGUCUCGGUGUCCUUCGAAAGAGGUUCCUCAGUGACGUACACAUUCCAAGAGCCUUUCUCCGUCAUCCAGAACAGGACGACUCAGGUCCCCUCCUCGUCCUCUGCAUACAGCAAGUCCAGAGACAACAUGGCGCUUAGCUUCCUCACCACGCAGAGUCCUGCUAUGCUGCUCACCGUCAACACUUUCACCCAGCAGUAUGUAGCGGUUAUCCUCGCUCGCAACGGGAGUCUGCAGAUAUGGUAUCGCCUUCAUAAGGAGCGCAGGCCCAUGGUGUUCAGCCCCGUGCUCACUAGUCUGGCAGAUGGGAAGCUUCACCGACUCCGACUUCACAGAGAAGGAAAAGACGUCUAUGUGCAGGUUGAUCAAGACAAUAAGAAAUACAGCCUCGCACAGGAUAUGGACUUUAACUCGAUGAGAUCACUAACCCUGGGGAAAGUUACAGCAGGAACCGAUGGACUCGACGAGGAAGUAGCGCAAGCAGGAUCCAAAGGUUUCAUCGGCUGCUUUUCGUCUGUUCAGUACAAUCACGUCGCUCCGCUGAAGGCAGCGCUGCUGAACCGUGGGAGCUCUUUAGUCAGCAUACGAGGCCAUUUGCUGGAGUCUAAUUGUGGCGCUCUGGCAGAUUUAUCAACCUCUAAAUCCCGUCUAGACCACGGGGAAGAGGCGGGUACAGAUAACAAGCACCGCAAAGACGACACUCAAAGAGAUUCAGCGGUAAUUGGAGGCGUGGUCACAGCCGUGGUGUUCGUAACGCUCUGUCUGCUAGCUGUGAUGGCACGCAUCCUUUACCAGCACCGGCAGAUCCGGAGGACCACCAGCAUCCAGGAGAAGGAGCACAGGCGCAGCCUCGAAGCUGCCUACAGGGCGGAACUUCACAUGAACCGGUCUAUAAGGGACAGUAUGAAAGAGUACUACAUCUGAUCUGAUGGACAUUAAAAGCCUUGUAGACACCGAUCGAUCGUCCCUCCUCAAGUUUAGUCCUCCUGCACGCUUGUGGUGUGGACUUUACCUAGCACGAGUCGCGUGGACAAGAUCCUUCAUUAAUGGAGCCUUGAAGACCGUAGGGAUCUUUGGAUCUAGGUAGGUAGUAGCUAGUAGAUGACCAACCUGUUGGCCCAGAGUAGCGGGUCUGGGUUGUGCUGUCUGGUGAUGGUGUUAUCAGGACGUCCCUCCAUUUUCUGGACAAUAUUUCUUUGAGAAAACCCUAUAAAAAGAAGAAUAAGAAGCAGUAUCUGGUUAUUUUCCGAGACUUUUGGACUAAAAGUGUAAUGCUAUUAUCCACAAACUACCCCCGAACCUCACCCCCAGACACAGAGGGACUUAAAUGUUAUAAAAGGUCUACUGCAAGAGUAUGGUCAGAAAUCCUAUUUAUUCAUUCUUCAUUGCACUUAAUCUUAGUUUCCUGGUUAUGAUUUAUUUUUUUAUUAUUAUUUGAACGUGUCCAUUAAGACUUUGAUGUAGAAAAGGCUAAUUAUUAUCCACAAAUGUAGGCAGAAAUCAAGAAUGGUUUGCAGCAAGUAGAACUGAUGAGUGUCAGACUCGGGUCCUGAAGGGAGACGUCUAGAACCGGAGUCGGGCAGCCCUGGUGUUGAGGUUCAAAUGGAAUAUGGGUCUAAAACUUUUACCCAUGGUGUUGGUGAAAUGUAAAUUUGAAUAUAAGGUAAUGUGAAUCAUGAUGUCUCUGUAAAACUAUUAUAUAAAAAAAAAAAAAAAAAACAUUGUCAAUGUUAUGGUGUGAAAUGUCAUGCCGUCUUUCCGAUGACUGAACUUGGACAUGGCACUCUCUCUAUAUAAUCAAAGUCUAGUCAUUUGGAAACCUUUCAGCAUGUUAAAGUUAAGGUUGUUGUUCUCGCAGUUAUUGAAUGUAUUGACAGCCAGAAGUUUAACAAUGCGAUUUGGCAAAAAUGUAGAUUGUUAAAACAAACCCAACAACUCAACAUGAAGCAGGCAGUAGAGUGUGUGCAGAGGCGUGACCGGAGGUUCUCAUUCCGCCACACUGUCAGUCCGGCUACGUGUAACUAUCGCAGUAUGGAUGCUUUGUUCCCUAGCCUUGCUGUAAUUUCAGUAUUGACCCAAAUAAAUAAAUAAUCCUGAUAAGGAACUAAUUUAAUAAAAAAUGAAAAAAAAAAAAAAAGCUGGCAAAGGAAAAGUAAUUAACUUUAAUUCCCAAUGUAGGGAUUUGCAUUCAUUAAAACUAUAAGGAAUGUUAACCACUAGGGAUGGGAAUCACCACGGACCACAUGAUACAAUAUUAUCAUGAUACCUACAGUAAGUGCCGAUUUUUUAAGUAUCACAAUUUUACAGAACAGGAUUAGGGCCAGCAUAAAAAUGUAAUUGAGUUCUGACUUUUCUUCGCAGAAUUCGGAGGUACAAAGUCAAAAUUCUGAGAAAAAAAAUAAAAAUUCUGAGA